This is a messenger RNA of Triticum dicoccoides, 1627 nucleotides long. RefSeq names its product alpha-amylase type A isozyme. NCBI's taxonomy places the organism in Eukaryota, Viridiplantae, Streptophyta, Magnoliopsida, Poales, Poaceae. Bases 114 to 1433 code for a protein of 439 amino acids. Gene Ontology annotation, biological process: carbohydrate metabolic process. The transcript is spliced from 4 exons. The record is from RefSeq and is a predicted model, not a curated record. Gene Ontology annotation, molecular function: calcium ion binding; alpha-amylase activity.
AGCCGCGGUACACUUCUUAGCCAUCAGUCGAUCAGCCAGUCAGCCAAUCACUCAGUCAACCGGAGAAGAAGAGUGACCUGUGCUGUGAGAUCGACACUAGCGUAGCGUACGCGAUGCGGAAUAACGGCAACCACCUGUGCUGCUUCUCUCUGCUGCUGCUGCUGCUUCUCGCCGGGUUGGCGUCCGGCCAUCAAGUCCUCUUUCAGGGGUUCAACUGGGAGUCGUGGAAGCAGAGCGGCGGGUGGUACAACAUGAUGAUGGGCAAGGUCGACGACAUCGCCGCCGCCGGAGUCACGCACGUCUGGCUGCCGCCUCCCUCGCACUCCGUCUCCACCCAAGGUUACAUGCCUGGUCGGCUGUACGACAUCGACGCAUCCAAGUACGGCAACGCGGCGGAGCUCAAGUCGCUCAUCGCCGCGCUCCACGGCAAGGGCGUGCAGGCGAUCGCCGACAUCGUCAUCAACCACCGCUGCGCCGACUACAAGGACAGCCGCGGCAUCUACUGCAUCUUCGAGGGCGGCACCUCCGACGGCCGCCUCGACUGGGGCCCCCACAUGAUCUGCCGCGACGACACCACCUACUCCGACGGCACAGCCAACCUCGACACCGGCGCUGACUUCGCCGCCGCGCCCGACAUCGACCAUCUCAACGACCGCGUCCAGCGGGAGCUCAAGGAGUGGCUCCUCUGGCUCAAGAGCGACCUCGGCUUCGACGCGUGGCGCCUCGACUUCGCCAGGGGCUACUCGCCGGAGAUGGCCAAGGUCUACAUCGAUGGCACGUCCCCGAGCCUCGCCGUGGCCGAGGUGUGGGACAACAUGGCCAGCGGCGGCGACGGCAAGCCUAACUACGACCAGGACGCGCACCGGCAGAAUCUGGUGAACUGGGUGGACAAGGUGGGCGGCGCGGCCUCGGCCGGCAUGGUGUUCGACUUCACGACCAAAGGGAUUCUGAACGCCGCGGUGGAGGGCGAGCUGUGGCGGCUGAUCGACCCACAGGGGAAGGCCCCCGGCGUGAUGGGGUGGUGGCCGGCCAAGGCCGUCACCUUCGUCGACAACCACGACACGGGCUCCACGCAGGCCAUGUGGCCAUUCCCCUCCGACAAGGUCAUGCAGGGCUACGCGUACAUCCUCACCCACCCCGGCAUCCCAUGCAUCUUCUACGACCAUUUCUUCACCUGGGGGUUCAAGGACGAGAUCGCGGCGCUGGUGGCGAUCAGGAAGCGCAACGGCAUCACGGCGACGAGUGCACUCAAGAUCCUCAUGCACGAAGGGGACGCCUACGUCGCCGAGAUCGACGGCAAGGUGGUGGUGAAGAUCGGGUCCAGGUACGACGUCGGGGCGGUGAUCCCGGCAGGGUUCGUGACCUCGGCACACGGCAACGACUACGCCGUCUGGGAGAAGCCCGGGGCCGCGGCGACACUGCAGCGGAGCUGAAGUCUCCACUGACCGGAGAUGAUCUGAUCUACAUUGUCCAUUCUGCUACACACACGCAGAUAUUGUUGUGGUUUAACUUAUGUAUACUUGUACCCAAAAUUGAUGAGCUCUACGAAUGGCUCACACGAAUGUAGUAAAUAAUUAUUGAGGAUAUGAAGAGGUAUAAGAGGCGAUUGCGCCAUUUGGAUGCUUCA